UUCUUUGCUCCAGGCUGCGUUUUUGCAGCUAUUUGUAAAUCAUUUGGAAUUGUAGACAAUGAGACGUCUAUGUAAAAACAUGGUAGUAACAUCAGCAUAUUUGAGCCUAAACUAAACCUAUCCCUACUAUGGGAGAGUGUAUUUGUUUUGAGAGCUUACAUGGUCCUAUUUGAUGUAAAGUCAAGGUGUCAUUUUAAAAGGAGAUGUUUUCUGACAAAGAGACAGGCAGGUGCUAUCACGUGAAGCAAAAACGACCAUAUCAAAACCGAAGGUGAAAGUUCCUCAAAGGGCACAUGAUGGUGGCGAGGAUGGCGAGCUGCGGAGCCGCUUGUAACCUGGAUGAAGGCGAUGGAGACAUCCCUGCGCCUGACCAGAAGGACAAUGCAGGGACAUCUACAGAGGAGAGUUCUGAAGAAGAGGAGGAGGAGGAGGAUUCUGACGGCUUUGCUGAGAAAGAAGGAGUAGAAUCCGAGGAGCCUGACGUUGAGGGUUCCUGUAAUGAGUCAGAGUCGGCUCCUCAACCUGAUGCAGAGGUUUCCCUUGCUAAAGAUGUUCCCCCCAAGCCAUGCUGUGAAAAAUGCAAGGCUGUCCAGCAGAGUCAAGGCAAUGAACUGGUUACUCCCAGGAGGAUCUCUAAAGGACGCCUACAGGUGCAGCUGGAGGGAGAGGGGACAUAUGAGUGCUCCGUCACCGGCCUGGUGUUUGAGGUGUCAGAGAGAGUCCUGAUCCGCUACUCGGUCCUGUCCUGGUCCAAGUUUGGCAUGUUCCUCAGGGACUCCUGGAGGUUCGCUGGGCCCAUCUUCAACGUGGACUGUGUCAACAGCCCCUCAUCCAUCCUCACCUCCAUCCAGUUCCCUCACUUCCUCUGCCUCGCUGACCCCGACAGUGAAAUGACCUUUAGUGUCCUGCAUAUGAAGGACAGCUGUCCGGUGAUCGAGCCCUCGGUAGACCACUCUGGCAGCCAUGUAAAGUGGCGUGUAUCGUCCCUGUCCCCGGUGGGGCCCAUUGUCCAGAGCAGCAAGCCUGUAGAGCACCACGGGGUGGUCCUGGUGUAUAAGGAACUGGCUCUGAACAACUCCUACUCCUUUCGCAUCUACCUGGCCACCAACAACUCCUCUGACAUUAAGGACAUAUGGAAGGAGGUGCGUUGCGCCAACAAGCGUUACCUGAAGGUAGAGAAGCCACCCACCUGUAAGUUGGAUGAGAAGAGGUACCGACUCAUGAGUGAACCAGAGGGAGACAUCAGCCCUGCGGACUUGCCGUUCACACUGGCCGUGACUAAAUUGAAGGGAUAUUUUGAGGUGUUCUUUGAGCAGCCCCCUCCUUUCAAGGUCUCCCUCGUAGAGACAGAGUCCGACAAGACUGUGUGGUCAGCCACCAUCAGAGAAGGUGACUGUGUGGACAAUACAGUUGAAAAGCCAAGGAAACUGACAAAUAACAGGAAGAGAAGCACCAGCACAUCAGAGGAAGAGUUGCCCAAAAAGAGACGUCGAUGCGCAGAUGAGUCAGACGGAGUGCGGACAGUGCAGGUCCCAGACGUGUCCUCCAAGCAGCUGAUGCAGGUGGCUAAGCUGCAGGGGAAGGAGUGGAAGCAGGUGGCUAUCGGUUGCCUGGACCUGUCCUCCAAAGAGCUGGAUGAUAUUCAGGCCAGCGAGGAGGAUGUCGACAUGCAGAGGUUUAAGGCGUUGGAGCGCUGGAAGACUGGCAGGCCAAAUGGUCAAGCCACGGUCACUCACCUCUUGAUGAGCCUACAGGAGCUGGAUGACCUGCCCAGCAAGGUCCUCAAGACACUGCAAGAUAUGAUAGACAAUAAAGCGGCCGAAUGAGAUAUCUUUUGCCUCCCAAGGUCCCUGCCUUUCCGCAGCGCUAUCGUCAAUGAGCCAGAGAGACAAUGGGAGAGAGACGUUUGAACUCUUGCCUUGAAGACAGAAAUCCCUCUGCUUCUGCUGUAUUGCAGGGGUACUCUUACCCUACGAGGUCCAGAGCCUGCUGGUUUUCUGUUCUACCGGAUAAUUAAUACACCUGGUGUCCCAGGUUUAAAUCAGUCCCUGAUUUGAAGGUAACACAUGAAAAAAUGCAGUGGAACUGGCUUCGAGGUCCAGAGUGGCGUUUGAGGGCUGUAUGGAGUAGGAUGAAGGUUCCCACUAGUCCAGGGAUGGGAAACAAUCCUCAGGGGCCGGAGUGAUGUCACAUCUCUUCCCCAUCCCUUCUAACGCAGCUGAUUUAAACUAAUUGCAUUCUAAACUGAAGAUCAUAAUUAGUUGAUUAUUGGAGUCAGGUGUGUUAGCUGGGGCAAAAGUGUGACACCAAUCCAGCCCUGACUCACUGGACUGGAGCUGCCUGCCCUUGCUCUAGAGGCUGAUCUAAGGUCAGCUUUGCAUACCUCCUUCAUAAAUUGAGGAUGGUACACUGAUCCUAGAUCAGAAGCAUUAUGUGUCCCCUGCCAUUGCCUAGGCAGGGCAGGGCCGGCACACCAGCCUAGCACUGCCAGCCCCUUCCAGCCCAAAAGAAUUGGGAUUCAAUUGCCUUCAAAUGAUAUGUUUGAUAUCUGCAGGCCUGGAUGCUAGAGCUGGAGCGCGUUGUGCCCUGCCUAGUAGUGAUGUUUAGUAGUGGGAAACCCUGCCUUCUCACCCCUCAUGUUCUCUCAGGAUUUCAACAGGAGUUCAACAAAGGCAUAGAAAGAGAAUUACACCACAACCUUUAAUCUUGAAUGUUUAUGUUCUUAGACGUUCACAAAUGGUCCAUUACCCUGGAAUAAUGCUGGCGUUAUGUAGAGGUACCCCAAACAGCCAGGAGCUGAUGCUGCGACCUGCGGUGCAGUGAAGACCUCUUAUGUCAUAGAUGAGCUCUGGGAAAUAGGUAGCUAAUAUGUAGCCAGUAACAGACAUGUUGCUGCAGAAUGGAAACUGUUAACACACUUACAGGGCUGUUGUCUCAAACAUUGUACAUUUUGUAUUUUGAUAUUUCUCAAUCAAGGCAUUGCCACUUACUUAAUCAUGGAAUUGGAACAACUACUCAAGGAGUGUAGCUGUACUUUUAAUACGGUGUACAUAUUUUCUGUUUUUUAAACUAUACUGUGAUUGUUUUUUUUGUAGUCUGUGUUUGUUCGGUUUUAUUGUGUGUUAUGACCAAAUUGAGCCGUCAAACUGACAGUGGGGAUAACUAAGCUUCAUCUCAGAGAAAAUAUUGGUAAUAUUUACUUUUGUUUAGACUGGAUCGUGUACAUUCUGUAGCCUGGAAAUCACGCUCAGUGCAUUUGAACAUGGUGGGAUUGACUGAAUUCCAGAAACCACUAAUGUAGGAGGGUUUUUUUGUUCAUAAAAAGGGCUACUAACUCAUUUUAAACACCUUUCAAUAGGGAUGUCACUGUUGCCAAUACUGGGACCCAAAUACCCCAGGGAGAGUAACAACGAUUAACUGUGAAAUGAUGAACGGGAAAACCAUGAGUUGUCUAUUGGAUGCCAUUUGCAAGUGUGUACAUAUUUUUACACAGUGAUCGCUCCGAAAAGGCCAUCAUUAAUAUUCCAUCCUUACAUGUGUACUUCUGUAAUGUUACAGCUCAGGUAAGGGCCUUUAUAGGGCUCUGGGUAUGGUGUCUAAGAUUACAAAUCUUUGACUGAAUAAAAUACAUUUUUGCAAAAAUUGAUAAAUAAUGUUUAAUUGCAAAUAAUUUUCAGCUAGCAGAUGAUUGUUUUCAUGACUGUUAGGCUAUGACUUAAUCAAACAUUUAUCCUAUGUAACCGGUUCUGUACCUGUACCUUUCUGCGGUGUGUUCUGGUGAGGUGUAUGUGGAAGGGAAAGCUCUCAAAACAAUUCUGCCGGUUGACUCUUUUAAUGACUGCAUGGAAUGGAGACAAAUGCAAGGCAAAUGUUAAUGCUGGACUCUCAUAAGUACAUUUAUCACUCCUCACGCUUUAAGCAAACUCACAUAAAACAAAAAAUGCAUUGUACAAAGUGUACAUGUUAAUAUUUUCAAAAGACUUAACAUUUCAUUUUAAAAACAUUGUACACCAAUAAAAGUGCUAAAUAUUUA
This is a messenger RNA of Oncorhynchus tshawytscha (Chinook salmon), 4033 nucleotides long. Its product is annotated as NACHT, LRR and PYD domains-containing protein 1a allele 5. Gene Ontology annotation, biological process: mRNA export from nucleus; regulation of DNA-templated transcription elongation. Lineage: Eukaryota; Metazoa; Chordata; Actinopteri; Salmoniformes; Salmonidae. The transcript has 16 exons. Bases 294 to 1826 code for a protein of 510 amino acids. The record is from RefSeq and is a predicted model, not a curated record. Gene Ontology annotation, cellular component: THO complex part of transcription export complex.